UCAAUCGAGGACCAAUGAUGUACCCCAGUUACUUCACGAUGAAUUUGUUACGGUUUCUUUUGGCAUGCUGGUUGAUUUUUAUGCUCGUCGAAGAAGCUGUUUCAUUAAAGGAAGCUGCGUUGCCCCGAUUAGCGGGUGCAACCCCAUUGGCCGUGAUAAAAAAACACGACUCAUCUCUACAACUUGCAAUACCUCACGCACACGAAUCAAAAAUGUAUCUUUCUAGUUACAAUUACGAUGAUUCUGGAAACCCAAGUGGUCCUAAAGAAAAAUUUAUGCUUGGGUGCCCUGCUUAUGAUGAAAAACAAUUACAAGUGGAAAGGAAUUGGAAAACUGGUGUUUUGGCGACGGACCAAACUAAAUUACUCUUUCUGUCCGAGUACAUAAGCCAAGAAGAAUCAUACUGCAGUUCGUCAGAUUUCACACCAUUAAUUAAUAAAGUUGAAGAAAAUAGUGACGAGCACGUAAAACAUUGCAACCAAUUGAACGCAGACGUGUAUGAAAUCGGAUAUUCGGUAUCAAACGACGAGGAAGGAAAAGACAUUCAGUUUUUAUCCACGUAUAAAAUAUGCUAUUCAAAGACCAAAGGUAAAGAAGCUACACUAUACUCAAUUCACCGUAUCGAAUCACCAGAUAUGCUGUUUAUGGAUGUAAUAAGAGAACUUACUGAUUAUCAACCAUUAAUGUCUGUAUACCAUUAUGAAUCAGUUUUGGAUUCCAGUUUAAGCACUAAAGACUCCUUUGAAGGCAUGGUUUACUUUAAAUAUAUGUUUGUUGGACGUGACGAUAUGCCAUUCAGACCAUGGAAGCAGACGACUUUUUUUCUUUUCAAUUAUACCACCAUCACUAGAAACAAAAUUUUAUUCGAGGGCAUGAUACGAGCUGAUUGGUACAUUAGACUAUACAGUUAUAAAAAAAACAAACAGUUGAAUUUGUACUCGGGUACGCAUCAAAAAGUGAUACAAGAUACUCCACCUGUUGAUUCAUUUUGGAGGAUUAUUUUGGAUGAUGCCGGUAACGCCAUUAUUUUAGUAACCCAGCAUACUCGAAAGGAAUGCGGCCAAGAUUAUUUAUGCGGAAAAAAUCAUCAAGUAAAAACAUACAAGGAAGGGGGCUGCAUAUAUACCUGUUCCCUGGACGAGGAUGAUAAUCUACUCGAAGUGCUGGGUUUACCACCGUUGAAGAUUACUGGAGAAUUGGAUUUCACACUUCAAACAGAAGAAACUGCGAAGAUAGUGCUUGCAGAUGGCCAUGGGACAUCGAAUUCAAACCCUUCUCAAACCACUGAUAUUAUCAAAUUCUUGGACAAUGAAAAUUUUAUGAAUGCCCUGUUAAACAUUGAUAAGGAUAUUUUAAGAAAUGCGGGAUUUGAACCUGAAUAAUUUUGAUCAUGAUGCUGGCGAUCAGGACUUCAAAGUACGCUAUAGGUACAUCAAUUUGAUGUUUUCUUUCUAAUACUUUUAUGUAAUUAGUAAGCUGUUAAAUUAACUUUUCAUUUUCGUUUUCAAUCAAUACAUAUAAUAAAUCUGUA
This is a messenger RNA of Planococcus citri (citrus mealybug), 1531 nucleotides long. RefSeq lists its product as uncharacterized. NCBI's taxonomy places the organism in Eukaryota, Metazoa, Arthropoda, Insecta, Hemiptera, Pseudococcidae. The transcript has 6 exons. Bases 15 to 1382 code for a protein of 455 amino acids. The record is from RefSeq and is a predicted model, not a curated record.